UGAAUGUUCCUGUACAGACUGUCAGCAACAAUAAUGCAAUAGAACCCACCAGUAAUUACAGCGUGCCCAACACCAACUUGAAUGUUCCUUUACGGGCUGUCAGCAACAAUAAUGCAAUAGAACCCACCAGUAAUUACAGCGUGCCCAGCACCAGCUUCAAUGUUCUUGAACGGACUGUCAGCAACUUUUACCAGCCUUUCUUUCCCUUUCCAGUGCGCCCACAACCCAUAUAUCCACGAAACCAUACUGAAAAAACAUUUCCUUUGCCUACAUCAGGGGACAUUCUUGACAUCAGUGAUAACACUGCAUUUUUAUCAUCAUCACUGAAUGUCAUCAAUGGUGACGACUACACAAGGUCACCAACACCACCACCGCAUUGUGAAUCUUGCAAUAUUUCCCGUGUUUCAGAUGUAACCCAUGAGCAAAAUUGUGUCGACUGUGAGAUUAAGGACAAAAUGAUAAGAGAUUUAACGGCAGAAAUCAACCAACUUCAACAGAGUGCUUCCACUUCAAAUCAACUUCACGAAAGCAGGAAAAGGAAAUAUCAACCAAAGACCAGACCAGAGGUUGAAAUGGCAGAUUAUAUUGAAAUAGGCCCAAAUGAUGCAAUACCAGAGGUCUUUCAUCUGCUGUCACCUGGGAGUGGCAUUGCUGUAAACUCGUUGUGGUUAAACAACACUCUCUCUGUUAUUUCAAAUCAAAGAUAUAGAAAAGAGAAAAAGGCUGUGAAAAAGGGGAAAGGUGUUCGCGAGAAUCGUGACGUGGAAAUUCUAAAAAAAAAAUUAAUGGAUGGAUUUUUUUACCCUUGGGACUUGGCAGUAGAAGGGGUUACAGCUAAAUUCCAAGCAAAUCCUGUCUAUAAAGGUUUGCAAUUGUAUGCAACACAUCAUUUGAAGAUGGAUAUUCCCUUCUUCAAAAAAUGUUGGAAUGCAAAGAUGGUAUCGGCCAGACAAACACUUAAAAGGCUGUCAUCACUGUCCACAAACAGUAGAGUAAUACAUACUAUAUACAUGGUUUUCAACUAAAGGUGCAUUUAUGAUUUCAAUACACUUACUAUUUUUUGUGCAAAAUAAUGUAGCCCAGGUUCGUCUAAAGAUGAAAAGUCCACGGAAGAGAGAGGAUUGAAUCUUUCUGUAAUAUAUAGUCUAAGUGAGGCGUUGGACCUAAUUAAAAUGAGAACUACAUUUUAGUGAAUAAACUUUAAUGGUUUGCUGUUUUAAUAUAUGGAAGAUUUCUGUUAAACUUAAUCGAAAAGAUACAAUGUUCUUCGUAAAGAGCUUAAACUGUUAUUUUAAGAGAUAUUUAGGUAGAGGGAGGGUGGGGGAUAAAUAAUGUGGUUAUGUGGCAGCUGGUGGAAUUAGAGGACUUUGAGGACAUAUCUAUAUUUCAUGUAUAUAGUUCUUGUUACUGUUAGCUUCAGUUACUCUUGUGCAUUUUAGUAUGUAGUCAUCUGUUGAUCUAGUCGCAGUAGUUAGCAGUUCACAUAAUUUUUAGUUUUAUUAUUGAACUUUUUAAAAAUUGUUAUUCAAUGCUGUUCAAUAUAAUUCCUGUUUGCACCUAUUUGCAUUGGAUAUCACCUAUGUGAUAAUUUUUUUUAUAUUGAUUACACUGCAAUAAUGUCACAAUCGAUUUUUAUGCAUUACUGACUUGCUGUUGAAAUGACAUUAGAAUCUUUGAGGACUUGUAUAUAGUUCUUGUUACUAUUUAAUAGCUUCAGUUGCUCUUGUGCAUAUUUGUAUAUAUUCAUCUUUUUUAUUGAUCUAGUAAGCAGUUCACAUCAUUUUUACUUUUAAUUACUGAACUUUUUUAGUUGUUGUUAUCCAAUGCUAUUAAUGAUAUCCAAAAGUAACGAUGAGAAAGUAUAUGUAUUUGUGAAACUAUGAAAAGCCAUCUGUGUCAGUUACUAUACCUACUCCAUUGUUUGAGAUUUAUUCUUUUAAUCAACUGUUCCAAUCAUGAUGAAUGUGCUAUUCAAAAUCUUAAAUACUCUUAUCCCAUUGUCUUUCGUCUACGGUUUCUAGUAUUUUACAUAAUUGCAUGCAUCUGUGUUUCUUGAAGGUUCAAUGUUAAAUGAUUUGUAGAUUCAAGGGAGGUAGGGUAAGCUUACUAAGCAUAGUAAUAAUUUGCUGUAGUUGAGAAUUACCAUACUGCUUAACAUAUAGUCAUCUUAUUACAGUUUAUUUCUAGUCAUAUUGAACUAUUAAUUGCUAUAAAAUAUGAAGUUCUAAUAUUGAUGAUAUGAUUUCAUUUUGAUCACUAUUUAUUGGCUCCACUUUUUUGGCACGCUGUUUUUGGCUGUAUUUAGCUCUAAAACUUCAUAGUUAUUUCGGAUUUCAAACAUUUCGGUUAAGCAUCACUGAAGAGACAUUAUUUGUCGAAAUGCGCAUCUGGUGCAUCAAAAUUGGUACCGUAUAAGUUUUACAUUAUGACCCCUGGGUCGAGGCCUCUGCUGGUGGACUGUUAGUCCCCGAGGGUCUCUACAGCCCAGUAGCUAUGUACUUCGUUACUAGCUUGAAAAUACGGAUGUAUAUUUAAUUGCUGUUAUAAAAUUUAGAAAUUCAUUUCAAAAUUAAGGAUUAUCUCCCUCAUGCAUAACUCUUAUCCUUGGACAAAUUUGGCUCCACUUUUUUGGCACGCUGUUUUUGGCUAUAUUUAGCUCUAAAACUUCCUUGUUAUUUCGGAUUUCAAACAUUUCGGUUGAGCAUCACUGGAGAGACAUUAUUUGUCGAAAUGCGCAUCUGGUGCAUCAAAAUUGGUACCGUAUAAGUUUUACAUUAUGACCCCUGGGUCGAGGCCUCUGCUGGUGGGCUGUUAGUCCCCGAGGGUCUCUACAGCCCAGUAGCUAAGUACUUCGUUACUAGCUUGAAAAUACGGAUGUAUAUUUAAUUGCUGUUAUAAAAUUUAGAAAUUCAUUUCAAAAUUAAGGAUUAUCUCCCUCAUGCAUAGCUCUUAUCCUUGUACGAAUUUGGCUCCACUUUUUUGGCACGCUGUUUUUGGCUAUAUUUAGCUCUAAAACUUCAUAGUUAUUUCGGAUUUCAAACAUUUCGGUUGAUCAUCACUGAAGAGACAUUAUUUGUCGAAAUGCGCAUCUGGUGCAUUAAAAUUGAUACCGUAUAAGUUUUACAUUACAUAAAUUCAAAAAAUGUCAGAAAUCCAUUAUAUUAUUUUUGCUUUUAACAUGUGUACACAGUGAAAAAUAACAGUCAGAAUUCCAAAGAUUUUCACAUAAUGUAUGUUGUAUCUUUAUUUUUGUACUUAUACUGUAUGUUAUCCUCACAAGUCAAGGUUUUGUGAUUACAUACUCUCCACACUAACAGGAAGUUUUUAACUGCUUGUGGAGAGCACGUAAUCCUUGACUUAAUUGUGAGGAUUACUGUAUGUAUAUAUAUACAUUACAUUCCAUUCCUAUUAUAUUUUUUAAAUAUGUAUACAUUUCAAAAGCCAAUUCAUAGAAUCUUCAUUACCGUGUUUUGAUUAUGUUUUGUUAAAAGUGUUUGGAAAGUGUUUUGUUUUCAUGUUUUGAUUAUAUUUUGUUACAUACGUUUUCAAAGUACUUUGCUUGAGAUCUCAUGUAACAAAAUAUUUUCAAAACACUAUAGCUGCAGUAUUUUGAUAGUAUUUUGAAACAAUGUUUUGUUAGUAUUUUGUUAUGUACCUCAUUUGCAUAUGAUUUUCAAAACACUACUGCAGUAUUUUGAUGAUAUUUUGAAAGAACGUUUUGUUAGUAUUUUGUUGAUGUUUUGUUACCUCAUUUGCAUGUGAUUUGCUGUACUAUUAAAACGUCUUCAAAACGC
Messenger RNA from Ostrea edulis (European flat oyster), 3794 nucleotides. RefSeq lists its product as uncharacterized. Lineage: Eukaryota; Metazoa; Mollusca; Bivalvia; Ostreida; Ostreidae. The record is from RefSeq and is a predicted model, not a curated record. The coding region runs from base 456 to 1025 and encodes 189 amino acids. The transcript has 4 exons.